This is a messenger RNA of Mizuhopecten yessoensis (Yesso scallop), 1830 nucleotides long. RefSeq names its product mesenchyme-specific cell surface glycoprotein-like. The record is from RefSeq and is a predicted model, not a curated record. Gene Ontology annotation, molecular function: protein binding. NCBI's taxonomy places the organism in Eukaryota, Metazoa, Mollusca, Bivalvia, Pectinida, Pectinidae. Bases 83 to 1810 code for a protein of 575 amino acids. The transcript has 11 exons.
CCUUAUCAGAAUCAAGGUCAAGAGUCCACAUCGAUACCUCAACACAAUCUCUUUGUGGCCCUGUACACGGUAAACGGUUGAAAUGGCACACACAUCUCAAAUUGUCGUGUUGGUGUGUCUGUUUGGUGUGACUUUGGCAAACUACUAUCUCAAACCACUGUCCUACACCAAACUUCCGGCCACACACACGACUAGCGAAACCUUCAAACUAUUUGGAGGGACUGCCGAGGAGGGGGCAUAUGACCCAAUAAAGAAAAUGUUGUACGUUGUGGGAGAAACAUCAAGAUUACUGCACAUCCUCGACGUAUCCGACCCUGUCAAUCCCGUCCGGGUUUUAACGCACCAGUUUAGUACAGCAGAAGGCAGGCCGCGCGACAUUGCUCUAUGCGGCGAUGAGAUCGCUGUCGCACUCACUUCCGGUAUCAGAGACGUAUACGAGGGUCACGUGUAUUUUUUUAAAACGUUCUCCAAAGGUGACACCGCCCUACAGCCCGACGGAAGUCGUCUCCCAGUGGGGUCCUACCCUGACAUGCUGACGUAUACCUCGGAUUGUUUGGAGCUGUUGGUCGCCAAUGAGGGAAAACCAGGACGAGAUAUCAACAAUAAGUUUGUAGACCCCCCAGGUACUGUCCAAAUCAUCCGCAGAGAAAGGACUGGCAGUCCAUCGGAGAAAAUAGCAGACUUCCUACAGUUCAAUAACCGGUAUGACAUCCGUAUUCCGGGGCGUUACAUACCCGCAGGCACGUGGCCCCUUCCUGACCAAAUCACAGUCGCACAAGGGCUAGAGCCCGAGUAUAUUGCGAUCACACCUGACACCAGAUACGCCUUCAUCACAUUACAGGAGAAUAAUGCCAUCGCUAAGUUAUCCGUUGCUGAUGGGGUGAUAACGGAUAUAUGGCCUUUAGCCCCGAAAGAAUGGAGGGACAUUGGGAUAGACUCCACAGACAGAGACGGGGGUAUCCAUUUGCGGCAAUAUCCCUGGGUAAGUCUGCAGCAGCCGGAUAUGGCCAAGGUUUUCACUUUAGGAAGAAAGACCUUCCUGUUUACCGCCAACGAGGGCGCCCCGACGACGUAUACAAGCAGUGUACACGGUUUCAACUGGGCUGACAACGCCAGGUCGGACGCACUUGUGAGAGCAAAGAAAUUCGACGAAGGCAGGAUCAACAACGCAACGUUUUAUAAAGAUUUGGCUUUAGAAAGCAUGGCAGGCUACCUAACCGUCAGCAAUAUCGACUAUUUUAACCAGUUUACCGAUAAGCUGGAAAAGGUGACGCACUUCGGUGGGCGUGGCUUCUCUAUCUGGGACACGACGGAUAUGAGCCUCGUUUGGGACAGUGGAGAUGAGAUUGAGAAAAAUAUGGAGCUGCUUAUGUACAACGUAUUUAACUCCGACAUCGUGUCCUCGACCAUCACGUAUACGUCACCGGAGAAUCUCCGAGACACUACGUCUGAUCUCAUGGGCCCAAAACUGAACGGGAUGGACCUGCUGAUACAAAAGAAUGGUUCCGACUUCCUGUUGGUCGGGAGCGAGACCGUCGGCGCCCUCUUUCUUUACACCAUCAACUCUACCAGUGGUACACCUAUCCCUAGGUUCGAGAGCGCCCAUCGCGCGGGCAGAACUGAUUUUGUCUGGAAGGAAUUGUAUGACAUGGACGAGGCUGGUGACGCCCAUAUUUCUGCAAUAGGAUUAAUUUCCGCUGCCGACAGCCCAAACAACAACGCGAUGGCGUACGUAAUCAGUGACGCAUCGGGCAGUGUGUCGCUGUACAGCAUUGAAAAACAUUCCAACCCCGACUUCAUCUUCGGAUAGCGACCGGAAGUGCCAGAAAG